AUGAAGAGCUCCGCUGUCAUGGCAGCCCUGCUUGGGGCUUGCCAGGUGCGGGCUGCUGCUGUAUUUGCGCACUUCAUGAACCAGGUGUCAAACUCGCCAAAUUACACCCUGAGCACUUGGGAAACAGACAUUGGUCUGGCGCAGGAUGCUCACAUUGACGCCUUUGCGCUUAAUAUGGGAUCUGGCGAUUCUUCCAACGACAUCGCUUUGCCAUUGGCAUUCGAGGCUGCCGAAAGCCUGGGCUUCUCCCUCUUCUUCUCCUUUGACUAUGACGCUAAUGGCGCUUGGGACAAGGCCGAUGUCAUUUCUUUGAUUUCGAAAUACUCGUCGAGCUCUGCCUAUUACCAAUACAACGGACAGCCCUUUGUUUCAACCUUUGAGGGCCCAGGAAACUCUGAAGAUUGGACCACCAUCAAGUCUGAAACGGGUUGUUUCUUCAUGCCGGAUUGGUCUUCAUUAGGCGCUAAAGCUGCCAUGGAGCUUGGGACUGCUGAUGGACUGUUUAGUUGGGCUGCGUGGCCAUGGGGGGACCAAGACAUGACCACGUAUACCGACGCCUCGUAUGAACAGUACCUUGACGGACUUCCUUAUAUGAUGCCUGUCUCGCCAUGGUUCUUCACCAAUCUCCCUGGCUACUCGAAAAAUUGGUUGUGGCGCGGGGACAAUCUUUGGUACGACCGUUGGCAAGAAGUCUGGUAUGUCGCUCCGGAAUUUGUGGAGAUUCUCACUUGGAACGACUAUGGCGAGUCUCACUAUAUCGGCCCCCUAUACGACUUCGCCUAUGAAGAGUUGUUCACUAUCGGAGAGGGUCCCUAUAACUACGCAGCUAAUAUGCCCCAUGAUGGAUGGCGCAAGUUCUUGCCUUAUCUAAUCGACACCUACAAGAACAGCAUUGCUACUAUCACGGAGGAAGGCCUUGUUGUAUGGUAUCGUCUCAACCCCAAGACUGCGUGCGGCACUGGAGGGACUUCGGGCAACACCGCUAGCGAGCUUCAGCUUGAGUUUGAGCCGUACGAUAUUGUCGAUGAUACGGUCUACUUUGAUGCGCUACUCGCAUCGGAUGCUGACAUCUCUGUCACAAUCGGCGGCGUGUCGGUGGCAGCAUCGUGGGCCGCUAUACCAGACGGUGGCAUUGGCAUCUACCACGGAAAAGCACCCUUCGACGGAAAUACGGGCGAGGUGAUCGUGACAUUGACCAGGUCCGGUAGUACUGUGGCCACGAUGACGGGCGAGUCUAUCACGACGGACUGUACCGACGACAUUGAAAACUGGAACGCAUGGGUUGGCAGCGCUGACGGCCCUGCCAUAUCCGCCACGCCAACAUUGACAUUGUCGGAGAGCGUCUGUAUCAAUGGCACGGGCGCGAACAACUUUGAGGGUCUCUGUGAAUUUGCCUGCGAGCUGGGAUACUGUCCCAUAAGUGCAUGCACCUGCACCAUGAUGGGCGCCCAGAAGACCCUGCCCAACGCAACCGACGUAAGUGGCUACCCCCUCUCUGGCGAAGACGCGAGCUACGAGGGACUCUGUGCUUUCGACUGUACGUAUGGCUACUGCCCUACUGGGGCGUGCGGCACCACGUCUGCUCCGCUCAGCACGCCAACCGUAUCGGACUUUGACAAUCCAGCAUGUGUCGGAGGAGAUGGCGAAGGCAAUCUCAAAGGGCUGUGCGCAUUUGCGUGCGGAUAUGGUUACUGUCCGCUCGUAGCAUGUACUUGCACCGCUGAGGGCCCCCUGGUGACACCAACAACAACACUCGCCAUUACAGGCAUGCCCGUUGUUGGCGAGGCAUCGGCCACAUACGCUGGAAUCUGCAGCUUCGCGUGCAGUCACGGCUAUUGCCCUGAAGGCGCCUGCAUGGCGGCCACCGCCACCGACACGACCACGGCCCUUGCACCCACCGCAAGCGCCAGCGGAACAGUCUGUGUGUCAGGAACAGGGCCUGGUAACUUCGCUGGUCUCUGCAGCUACUCCUGUCACUAUGGCUACUGCCCCGAGCCCUGUACCUGCAACCAGUAUGGCACGCAGGUGACGGCCCCUGCGACAGAGGGUCUGUUCGGCUACCCGGCAUCAGGGCUUAACUGCAGCUACUACGACCUCUGCAGCUACACGUGCAACCGUGGCUACUGCCCUGACGCUGCCUGUUCCUACGAUACUUCGCCAUAUUCAUGCAUCGAGGUUGAGGUAUUGUCCCUCAGUGGAACGACCUUCACUCAAACGCCUCUUUGGGAGCUGGUCGACUGCGAAAAUGCCGGCGUUGUCAAUGCAGCGCAGAACCAGACGACCAGAUGGAACGACGUUGAUACCAUUGAAGCAUGGAAUGCUGCCGUCGCCAACUGGACGGCCGAUCCGUUCCCUGCAAACCUCACCUUCAGUGAACAGGUUAGCAACUUCUUUAACGGACCCGAGGGAAUGGACUGCGGCACCACUUCCGAUCACAACGGAUGCGAGACAACGGUUGAAUGCAAGGAUGUCGAUCACCCGGCCGGGUAUUUCAUUCUCAACUCGCUUGAGGAAGUAUACGAGAUAAACCAAAACAUUUAUGACGCUAUUGGGCGCGUGGUGGGACCGAUAACAGACAAUAUCGGGAUGUUCCAGGACACGUUCGUGAAAAUUUCGUCCGAGACAGAAAUGGACAAGCUCCUCUUGGAUAUUCUCGGUUUGAGCUACUCUUUAAUGGCAGCGCCAAUCUGGAACGAAUAUCUCAAAGGAUUUGCGUAUUUCGUCGAGAAUAAAGACACGCUGGGCGUCUUGAAAGACAGCGUCAACCCCAUUGUUUCGAGCGGAAUCACCAUCUCCAAAGAUGAAGCCACCAGUGGGGACUAUGCCCUAAACGUAAAGAAUGACCUGGAAACCGCUCUAGGCAAUAUAGUAGAAAUCUACUAUGAGUCCAUCACGGCCGUGAACAGCGCUGUUUUCAACGGGUCUGAUAGCAGCAUCGACACACUGUGGGGACUAAUACAGGAGGGCCGGAUGAUGGAGCCGACAAACAGUACUCCUACCGACUUGCAAAUCCAGACCUACAUCGAAGCGUCUAUGUACUCCUCUCUCAUUCCGUACGCGUGGUCACUGAGCAGCUCGCCAAGAUAUCCUUUUAUUUUGGAUGCGGGCAGUGACUGCUCGGAUAUCGACCUCAUGGCUGUAUGGAUGUCCUCAGACACAGAAGCCGAGGAUACAUAUUAUUGUCACAAUGACAAGCUGUAUUAUCUCCUCGUCGUCACUGGAGAAAAGGCUAGUUGCCCGACGCCACCUACCUGCGGCCUAAGUUGCGGCGACUGGCCACUCGAGAUGCCUCCAGGUCUCACGGCUCUGAAUGGAUCCGAUGGAGUUUGGGGGAACCUCACAAAGGCAGACUUUAUUGUCGGAGCACUGAACGGCUAUGAGGCUAACGGCAAUGCGAACGGAUGGGACACUCUCGACCCGAUGACCACCACAGGCUGGAGUGACUUAUGGGAGUAUGGCGUGAGGGCACCGGGUGUCGUAAACAUACCAGUGUGCGACGUUGACACGGCCUACGCAAAUUGGGCAGAAGGGUAUAAGAGUACCGACAGCUAUUACCCCUGCGGGCCCCUUAGCGAAUCAAUGAAAGAGAAAGUGAGAAGGGCGGUUUGUUAA
This is a messenger RNA of Talaromyces atroroseus, 3612 nucleotides long. RefSeq lists its product as hypothetical. Gene Ontology annotation, biological process: mating projection tip cell wall disassembly. The record is from RefSeq and is a predicted model, not a curated record. NCBI's taxonomy places the organism in Eukaryota, Fungi, Ascomycota, Eurotiomycetes, Eurotiales, Trichocomaceae. Gene Ontology annotation, molecular function: glucan endo-1,3-alpha-glucosidase activity. The coding region runs from base 1 to 3612 and encodes 1203 amino acids. The transcript is spliced from 6 exons.